Tripterygium wilfordii is the source of this 721-nucleotide messenger RNA. RefSeq names its product heavy metal-associated isoprenylated plant protein 39-like. Gene Ontology annotation, molecular function: metal ion binding. The transcript has 3 exons. Lineage: Eukaryota; Viridiplantae; Streptophyta; Magnoliopsida; Celastrales; Celastraceae. The record is from RefSeq and is a predicted model, not a curated record. The coding region runs from base 116 to 544 and encodes 142 amino acids.
CUCUUGUUUCUUUAUAAAUAAUUAUUGCUCAUUUCCAUUGUCUUUCGUAUUUCGUCAUACAUUUCUGUCUCUUGGUCUCUUGCUCUUAGGCGACACAGUCACAGGCUCUGACACAAUGGAAAUGAAGAAAGUGGUACUGAAAUUGGAUUUACAUGAUGACAAAGAUAAGAAAAAAGCCAUGAAAGCAGUCUCCGGCCUCGCAGGGAUUGAUUCAAUCGCUAUGGACAUGAAAGACAAGAAGUUGACAGUGGUCGGCUUCGUUGAUCCGGUUGAUGUGGUGAACAAAUUGAGAAAAUUAUGGCACACAGAGAUUCUGACAGUCGGGCCGGCAAAGGAGGAGAAGAAGACUGACAAGAAGGAUGAGGGGAAGAAAGACGGCGGUGGUGGUGGUGCGAAGAAGGAGGAUGACAAAAAGAAAGAAGAAGAGCUUGCUAAGGCAAUCCAAGCCUAUCACGCCUACCAAUCAUACAAUAAUCCUUAUACGACCUACUAUUCCCGUCCUGUGGUUUAUGAAGAAAACCCAAAUUCUUGUGUUAUUUGUUGAUUGUGCAUGAGACUACAUAUUAGUUGAUUAGAUGAUGUAGAUAAGAAAUGAAGAACAAUUGCUGGGUUUUGUAUAGUUCAUCAAUGUGGUGUGUGAAAGUGAGAAACGUUUGUAUACAUUUUGGAGAAAGCAACGCAGAUAAAUUUUUAGGUAAAACCCAUUUCAGCUGUUACUUUA